AGCGGCCGGGCAAGCAAACAUGGCGGCACCUGAGGGAGACAAGGAGAGCUGGCCCGAGCUGGCGGCGGCUGUGGCGGGCGGGCGGCGGGAGCUGCGGCUGGAAGCCGGCGAGGCGCUGGAGCGGAGGGUCCGAGCGGCCGGAGGUCGCCUCCCCGCCGCGUUGGGCGAGCUGGGUGCAGCGCUUCGCUCCCUGGAGGUCCGCGGCUGCCCGGAGUUACGUGAGCCCGGCGCAGCGCUGGGCCUCCUCUCGGGCCUGCAGGCGCUGGCGCUGCCCGGCUGCGCGCUGGGCCCGGCGGGGCUGUCCCUGGCCGGGCGGCUGCUACCUGCCGCGCUGCGCUCGCUCGAUCUGUCGGACAACGGCCUGGAGGAGCUGCCGCCGCAGCUGGGCGGCCUGGAGGGCCCCGAGGUGGAGACGGGGUCGGCGGUGGCAGCCCUGCCCGAGCUGCGGGUGCUGAACCUGCGCCGCAACCGGCUGCGCGCCCUGGGCCCCGGGCUGGCCCGCUCGGCCCCCGCGCUGCUGGAGCUGCUGCUGGGCGGGAACCGGCUACGCGCCCUCCCGGGGACGAUGCUGCCCCCACCGCCGCCGCCGCCGCCCGCCCACGGGGGUCGCCGUCCCGCCCCUCCACCCUCGCCUCUGCCUCUGCUGGGCCUGCUGGAAGCGGCCGGGAACGAGCUGGAGGUGCUGGGCCCAGAGGUGGCCCGCCUGGCCGGGCUGAAGACUUUGGAUGUCUCCAAUAACAAGCUCUCCGAAAUCCCAGCGGAGCUGGCUGACUGCCCGAAGCUGAAGGACGUCAACCUGAAAGGCAACGCCCUGAAGGACAAGCGGCUGGAGAAGAUGGUGAAUGGCUGCCAGACCAAAUCGAUCCUGGAGUAUCUGCGCCGGGGGAGAGGCAAGCAGGAGGGUGGCACUGAGAGAGAAGAAAGCCGGAAGAAGAAGCGAGAGAAGAACAAGAAGAAAGGAAGCAGCGAUGACGAGCUGGAAGACGCCCAAAAACUGCUUGUGAAAAUCCUUCACAUCUCUGAGAGCCCAGCGCCAUUGGUGGUGAAAGCCAGCCCUAGCGUGAAAGAUGUCCGCCCUUACAUUGUGUGCUGUGUGGUGAAAGGCAUGGAUUUCAGCACUGGCAAUGCUCUGAAGAGGUUCCUCUCCAUUCAGACAAAGCUCCACGAGGACAUUUGUGAGAAACGAACCGCGGCCACCAUUGCGACUCACGACCUGCAGCUGGUGAAAGGGCCACUUGUCUACGAGGUUCGGGCCCCAGAGGAGUUGAAGAUCAUCCCCCUGGGCCGGAAGGAGACGAAGGCCAACGACCUCCUUCGCCAGUUGCAGGCCGAAGCUGAGGAACAGCGGAAGCAGAAGAAGAGACAGAACAUCUCUGGAUUGUACAAGUACCUUCAUUUGCUGGAUGGGAAGGAGAAUUAUCCCUGCCUGGUUGAUGCUGAAGGCGCCGUGAUUUCUUUCCCUCCUAUUACGAACAGCGAGAAAACGAAGCUUGGGAAAACGACCACCGACUUGCUUCUGGAAGUGACCAGUGCCACUAGUCUUCAGCUGUGCAAGGACGUGAUGGACACGCUCAUUGUGAAAAUGGCCGAGAUGAACCGGCUGAGUACAGUCAGCAAAGACGGGGAGGGGGACUUGGAUCCCGAAAUCCUCCGGCCCGAAGGCAGCCCCCCCAAUGCCCCCCUGACCUUGGAACAGGUCCGGGUUGUGGACGCAGAAGGCAGCCUAAAAGUCCUCUACCCGUCGAAGACGGAUCUCCACACCUCCCUCCUCACCGUCCUCCACUAAGCGCCCCUCCCCCGGGGGCUUUUCAUAAAGGUUUCCGGGGGGUCCCAGCGCUCGGCUCGUUUCGCCAGCCGCAGCUGGAAGCCUUGAGCUGUUAUUGGAGGUCGCAUGAAUUUGGGGUCAGCUUGCUUUAAAUCCCCCUCCUCAGGUGGCCGGGGCGGUGUCACUUUUGAUCCCUUGCCAACGAGCGUACAUCGGACGAAGUUAUUUUCGCCAAGGGGUCCCUCCCUGGGGACGUAAUUUUGCUGUGCUGUGUGAUGGUGUUCCUUCCGUGGGAGAGAGGGGAGGCUUGGUGGUCUCAAGGAUUGUUCCUACGGCAAGGGUGGCGUUUCCCUUUCCUUCCCUGCCAUGUGGAUUCUCCCAAGAGAACUGGGGUGCUGUGCCUGCCCCAGCUUGGCCCUGGGACCUUGGGGUGGGCCAAGUGGCCCCUCCCUCCUCCCAACGGUGGGGUGCUUGGUGGCCUCGAAGCUUGCCGUCUUUCUGCAGACGUUUCACGACCCAACUAGAUAACAUCAUCAGUGCUAGAAUGGAGGGGGGUCUGUACAGAGGAAGAGGACUGUGGGGUCCUUGGUGCCCCCUG
Molecule: messenger RNA, 2363 nt
Organism: Pseudonaja textilis
Lineage: Eukaryota; Metazoa; Chordata; Lepidosauria; Squamata; Elapidae
Gene: LRRC47
Product: leucine rich repeat containing 47
Biological process (GO): phenylalanyl-tRNA aminoacylation
Molecular function (GO): protein binding; phenylalanine-tRNA ligase activity; RNA binding
Source: RefSeq, a predicted model, not a curated record